This is a messenger RNA of Mytilus trossulus (common blue mussel), 1374 nucleotides long. RefSeq names its product carbohydrate sulfotransferase 1-like. The transcript is spliced from 5 exons. The record is from RefSeq and is a predicted model, not a curated record. Bases 200 to 1345 code for a protein of 381 amino acids. Gene Ontology annotation, molecular function: N-acetylglucosamine 6-O-sulfotransferase activity. NCBI's taxonomy places the organism in Eukaryota, Metazoa, Mollusca, Bivalvia, Mytilida, Mytilidae. Gene Ontology annotation, biological process: sulfur compound metabolic process; N-acetylglucosamine metabolic process.
GUCCAUUAUAAAAGUUAUAGCUAUUUUGUCUAGAAACAACUAGAUUGACUAAAAAUGUACAUCAGUCACGCUUUUGUCUGGUUCAUUUUGCAGUCUUCAGUGGAGCAAUUCAUAUAAAGCAAGUGUGUCAUCCGGGUUCUUUAAUACAACUAGAAAUGAGAGUAAAUAAAAAUGAAAGAAAAUCUACUAGAGCUCAAUAAUGAAAGGUUCACACAGUGUUGUAGUCCUUGGAAUGAUAGCUUGUAUAUUAGUGUUUAAAUCUUAUUUAAAUUACGCAGUGUCGAUUAUUACAGACCAAUCUAGUAAGAAGGGGAGUAUACGGUUAAAAGAAUUAACAGACACUGACAAUCAUGUUCAUCCCGCACCAAUUGUGAUAUUAACCUAUAUGAGAAGUGGUUCCUCUCUUGUCGGAGAUAUAUUACAGCAGGGUAAAGAUGUAUUUUAUUUAUUUGAACCACUCAGACUUGCACAGUUUCGACUAAGGAAGAAACAGCCAUACUAUAACCUUGAUGGAAAUGAAAGGUUGUAUAGCAGUUUCUUUGACGCCGGCAGAGAUAUAAUAAGAAACUGGACAACAUGUAGUUUAUUUGGGCUUCCGAACAUUACCUGGAGCGAUGGAUUUCUGUCUAAAAGCAAAAAAGCAAAACUAUAUAAUGCUUGCAAACUGUUUAAAUCAAACCUGCUACCUGAAAACGAAACGAUUUAUAGCUGUGUGAACAUGUUAAAACAAGUAUGUUUACAGGCUAACUACGUCGUGCUGAAAAUAAUCCGUCUGCCCGUCGACACGUUGGAACAAUUGAUGCUGGAAUUCCCGCGUAUGAAAAUAGUUCAUCUUGUAAGGGACCCCCGGGCAACAGUUUUAUCACAAAUGAAAUUUGGAUUGAUAACAAAAAAAUCGUUGGUGACAAAUGUCAUAGACUUUUGUUCUAGAAUAUACAGGGAUCUCGUAACUAUUGAUAUAUUAUCUAAAAAGUAUCCGGAAAGAGUUUUAACAUUUUUCUAUGAAGAUCUUGCCAAAGAUCCUCUAAAAAUGUCAAAACAAUUGUACAAAUUCACAGGCAUAAGUUACACACCGGAAGUGGAAAAAUAUGUCUUCAAAAUUACAAUGGCUGGAAAAUACGUUAAUUGUGGUAGUUUAUGUACAGUUAAAUCGAAUUCAUCAAAAGCAGCAGAUGCUUGGCGGUCAAAGUUAAAUAUGCCAAAAGCUCGAAUCAUUGAUAGGUCAUGUAGGCCUGUGUACCAACGGUUAGGAUUCAGGGAAAUAAAGAGUGAGGAAAUGCUAAAGAAUCACGAAAUCCCUUUGAGAGUAGAACGUGAAAAUCUAAAUGACUAUCGUUAUGCAUAAUCAAUUGCAUUUGGGAUUAUUGCUGGUGA